Chaetomium fimeti is the source of this 8200-nucleotide messenger RNA. RefSeq lists its product as uncharacterized. Bases 1 to 8100 code for a protein of 2699 amino acids. Gene Ontology annotation, molecular function: 3-oxoacyl-[acyl-carrier-protein] synthase activity; fatty acid synthase activity; oxidoreductase activity. Lineage: Eukaryota; Fungi; Ascomycota; Sordariomycetes; Sordariales; Chaetomiaceae. The record is from RefSeq and is a predicted model, not a curated record. Gene Ontology annotation, biological process: fatty acid biosynthetic process; secondary metabolite biosynthetic process. The transcript is spliced from 4 exons.
AUGACUGUUCCUUCGAUUCUGGAGGGGGAGAACGAGCCGGUGGCCAUAGUGGGCAUGGGAUGUCGGUGGGCUGGCGGAGUAAAAGAUUCCCCAGGGCUAUGGGAACUAUUACGAAACAAGCAAGACGGAUGGAGGGAGUUCAGCGAGCCACGCUUCCCUGCCGACGGCUUCUACCACCCCAACCAAGACCGGCCGGGGUCUGUUAGGCAACGGGGUGGCUUCCUUUGCGAUGAAGACCCGCGGCUAUUCGACCAUGCUUUCUUCGGCAUGACGGGCCGUGAGGUCGAGACUAUGGACCCGAAUCAGCGCAAACUUCUCGAAGUGGUCUAUGAGGCCUUUGAGAAUGCCGGUGAGACCUGGGACAGCAUUUCCGGGUCUCGAACCGGUGUUUAUAUCGGCAACUUCGCUCUAGACCACUUGCUUAUCCAGGCGCGGGAGUGGGAUUACACCAAACCCUACGCAUCAACGGGUGCUGAGACGAGCAUUCUAGCCAACCGGCUCAGUUACGUUUUCAACCUGCGUGGACCGAGUCUCGCGACAAACACAGCGUGCUCGUCGUCCAUGUACGCGUUGCAUCUAGCUGUGAGCGCCAUCCGCAGCGGCGAUUGUGAUGGCGCUGUGGUGGCCGCCGCCAACUGGAUCAGCGACCCAAGCAUGCAAAUUGUGCUCGAUAAGCUGGGUGCCCUAUCCCCGACAUCGCGGUGCCACACAUUUGACGCCGCUGCUGACGGGUAUGCCCGCGGCGAGGGCUUUGUCGCCCUCUACCUCAAGAAAUCCUCGCUCGCUGUCUUGGAAGAACUGCCUAUCCGAGCUAUGAUCCGCGGUACCGCUGCCAACGCCAACGGCAAAACCGGUGGUAUCACGCGGCCCAGUGCGAGGGGCCAGGAGGAUUGUAUCCGCGAGGCCUAUAAGAAUGCCGGGAAUCUUCCCUUCCAAGAUACUGCCUUCUUCGAGUGCCACGGAACCGGUACUCCAGCAGGCGACCCCCUCGAAGUAUCGGCCGUUGGAAACGUAUUUGCACCGUCGAAAGAUUCGGACGCUCCCGAAGACCGCUUGUUGAUCGGGUCUAUCAAGCCCAACCUUGGCCACACCGAAGGAGCAAGCGCACUGGCUUCUAUCAUGAAGGUUGUUCUGUCUCUCGAGGCUGGCGAGAUCCCCCCGACGUACGGCGUGCAGAAUCUGAACCCAGACAUCGACUUCGAUGGGGCAAAUGUGACUGUCGUUAUGGAUGGGCCAGUGCCGUGGCCCAAGGGCAAGCUUCGCCGUGCAAGUGUGAACUCGUUUGGCUUCGGUGGUGCCAACGGCCACUGCAUUAUCGACCAGGUCAACGAGGUACUGCCGGGCUAUGUGAAGCCUGGGCUGAUAAAGGCCACUCCCUCGAUCUCAGCAGCCUUGAACGGCCAUUCUAACGGAACUAGCCAGAAUGGACACGCCAACGGUCACUCUAAUGGUCACUCCAAUGGCUACUCCAAUGGACACUCCAACGGUCAGUCCAAUGGAGACGCGAAUGGACACUCCAACGGUCAGUCCAAUGGAGACGCGAAUGGACACUCCAACGGUCACUCCACUGGCUCGUCUAAUGGCAACGGCUUCUCCAACGGUAAUGGGCACCAUCAUACAAACGGAAGCGGCAGCAACGAGUCGACCACUAAUGUCCCGCAUCACUCGCCCCUCGUUUCAACAGUGACCAAGUCGGCCAGUGCAAAUGCAUCCACUCGGCCCUGGGUCGUGCUCCCUUUCUCGGCUCACAACACGACUUCCCUCGAGCAGAACAUCAACGCCUUGUCCAAGGUCGCCAACCGGUUCAGCCUCGCCGACAUUGCUUACACCCUGGGUAGCAAACGUUCCCGCCUCCAGCAGCGGACCUUUGUCGUUGUGGAAACCGGCAAGGUUGCUUCCGGUGUUGACUUUACGUCUGACCAGCGGGUCUUCAACAGCCCCAUCCAGCCCAGCACAGUCGGCUUUGUCUUCACCGGUCAGGGCGCGCAGUGGCAUGCCAUGGGCGCACAGCUCUUUGAGUACGGCGUAUUCCGAAACACAAUUUCCUUCCUCGACCAUAUCCUCGAGAAGGUUCCCAACCCUCCCACGUGGACCAUCGCCGCCACCCUGUCAGGCGAGUACGAGCCAGAACACAUCCAGUCUCCCCAGGUGUCGCAGGUUGCAUGCACAGCUGUCCAGAUAGGCAUUGUGGACUUGUUAGCCUCUUGGUCAGUUCGGCCCGCCGCCGUGGUCGGGCACUCCUCGGGUGAGAUGGCCGCUGCGUAUGCCUCUGGCUAUCUUACUGCCGCCCAAGCCAUCGCGGCGGCAUACUUCCGCGGCCAGGCUCUUAUCAAGAACACGAAGAAAGGAGCUAUGUUGGCCGUCGGUCUGGGCGUAGAGGAGGUGUCGAGCUACCUUGAGGGAAGGGAAGAGCAGGUCGUCAUCGCAGCCAUCAACUCUCCCGGCAGUGUUACGCUCUCGGGUGAUGCAGAUGCUAUCGAAGCUCUCUCUGCCGUGCUGUCCAAAGAAGGUGUCUUCAACCGGAUCCUACGCACAUCAGGCAGCGCUUACCACUCGCACCACAUGUUGGCGGUUGGUAGCGAAUAUCUUGAUAUGCUUGAACGCGGCGAAGAGCGCCUUCGGGAGCUGGGGCUGGUCGACGAAGUCGCGCGAUAUCCCAAAGUUCCUUGGGCCUCGUCGGUGAAGCCGGACAAAGUCGUUGCUGAUGGAGACCUGAAGGCCCGUUACUGGAGGGAGAACCUGGAGUCGCCCGUGCGUUUCACCCAGGCCGUGACGAAAAUGAUGACGGCGGACGGUAUUGAUGGGACGGCAAUCGAUGUCCUGGUCGAAAUUGGACCCCAUGCCGCUCUGAAAGGCCCCGUGGAGCAAAUUCUCAAGAGCAUCGGCAAACCUGCGACCUAUGUGCCAUCGUUGCAGAGGAACGAGGACGGUGUCAAGUCGCUGCUGCAGCUUGCCGGAACCCUGUUCGCCAUUAACGCCGACAUAGACAUGCCUGCCGUCAAUGCCACCGACUCAGACGUCUCGAUUACCUCCUCCGGGCCCGCCUUGACACAUGGCUGCCUUGCGGUUGACCUUCCAGCCUACCAGUACACGUAUGGACCAGUCAGUUACUACGAGAGCAGAAUUAGCAAGGAAUAUCGCAUACGAGACUUCCUCAGGCAUGACCUCCUGGGCUCUGAGGUGCUAGGGUCCGGCAAGCUUCAGCCCCAAUGGAGGAAUGUUCUUCGCGCCAAGGAUGUUCCAUGGCUGAGUGAUCACCGUCUCGUGCCGGAUGCCGUCUUCCCUGCCGCUGGCUUCAUUGCGGUGGGAGUCGAGGCUGCCAUGAGAGUGUACCGUGGUCUCCCAGGCGCCCUGGAAAUCACUGGUUAUUCUUUCAGAAAUGUUGAUAUCGACACUGCUCUGAGGAUCCCCGAGGAUGACUACGGCGUCGAAGUCAUCAUCAGCCUGGAUGUCGUGGAUACGGCAACGGCAAAAUCACCCGCAUGGGCCAAGUUUACUGUUACGUCAGUCACCCGAGACUCGAGCGAGUGGACGCAGCAUUGCACCGGCUUGGUCAGGGUCGAGGUGUCUCCGCCAGCACAACGGGUCAAGAUGAGCACCGAGAUGGACCCACGAUUCCCAAGUGUUCAGGGAUGGUACGGCAAGUUCCACGAGAUCGGGCUGGAGUAUCGCAAAACGUUCCAACCCCUAUCAGAUCUUCAGGUGGAUCCCCAUCGGAACCUCGCCACGGCCACAGUAGCCUUGAACACAACCGAUGGGACAGUGAAAGAGGGUGAGUCCAGCUACCCUCUGCACCCGGCUGCUCUGGACGCCGCGUUUCAGCUGGCCAUCAUCGCCUUUUAUGGGGGUGAGCUCGAGAAAGCCACGACAGCGUUUGUUCCAGUCCAUCUAUCGCAGCUAUAUUUGAAAGCAGGCCUGCAUGGCGAGGAGUCAGCCAGUGCGGUCGCCCAAGGGUCGAUUCAAGGGCUCCGAAGCGCCCAGGCGCACUUGCAGAUGCUAGACGCCCGCGGCGAUGUCUUCCUCGAGGUGGAUAUGAUGCGGUUUGCAAGUUUCAAAGAGACCAAGACCAACGACGCGCAGUCCAGGCUGCCCUUUAGCAGCCCCUUCACCAGGCUGGAGUGGAAGCCCGACAUCCGCACGCUCAGCAAUGAUCAAGCACGGAAGCUGUUUCCACCACCGGCCGAAAACGCACAGAUGGCCGCUGACCUCGAGGUCCUCGAGAUGAUCUGCUCCCUGGUUGCCUUCGAGAUACACGACACCUUCGUCACGGGCACUGACAAGGUCACCCCUAAAGGUGACAUAAGGCACUGGCUAGCCUGGGUCAAGAGGCUUGUCGAGGAGGACCAAAGGGCGCAGGUAGUCGAAGCUCGGAAGCUAUCUCCGGAACAGCGCCGCGAGAUGCUGCAACAACUCUACACCCAAGUGGGGGACCGACCUGAGGCGAAGGCCGCCCAGCUUCUGCACGAAAAUGCGGCCGACAUCCUCCACGAACGGAGAACCGGCAUCGACGUGCUGAUCUCCAACAUGCUGCUCACACCGCUGUACGAGGUCGGCACCGCCAUCGCCGGUUCCCAUCCCCAAGUAUUCAACAUCAUCGACUCACUAGCCCACGCGAACCCCAACGCCCGCAUCCUUGAGAUCGGCGCCGGGACCGGGUCCGCCACACGCGGGGCGAUGAAGGCCCUAGCCGGCCCCAACGGCAUCAAGCGCUACGCCGACUACACUUUCACCGACAUCUCGGCCGGGUUCCUCGCAGGCGCCAAGGAGAUGCUGGCCGGGUACCGGGACAUCCACUACUCGGUGCUGGACAUCGAGCAGGACCCCAUGGCGCACGGCUACGAGCCCGUGUACGACAUCGUGCUGGCGUGCGAGGCCAUCCACGCCACGGCGAGCAUGGAGCGCACGCUGGCGCACUGUCGCAGCCUGCUUAAGCCAGGGGGCACACUGGUACUGGCCGAAACCACGCGCAUGCGGGUCCUGCUUGGUCUCUUGUACGGCACCCUCACGGGGUAUUGGCAGCAUGAGGACGCUCGGACCGAGGGGCCGUUUAUGAACCUCGAUAUCUGGCAGCGGCGGCUGCAGGAGUCGGGGUUUUCGGGAGUGGAUAUCCAUGUUGAUGACUAUGAAGCCCCUCAUGCGACGACGUCGGUCUUGGUGACGACGCGUGUGGAGCCUGAACAGCACCAACAGCACGAGCAUGGCGCGCAGAAUGGAAAGGAGGAGGUGGAGGAGGCGUUAGUCUAUCUCCUCCAUGAUGGCCAAAGUACGCUGGAUGUGCUGGGACAACAACUCGUGGCAGAGUUUGCGCGGCGCGGUACCUCUUGCAGAGCCUUGGCCCUGGAUAGCGCAGCGGAUGGUGCGGUACCGCCCGACGCCCGCGUGGUCGCCCUCUUGAGCGACAAGAACGAUCUUUUCGACACCGAGGAUGCCCACCGCUUCGAGGCGUUCCAACAUCUUGCCCGGAACGCCAAGAGUAUGGUUUGGUUGACGUCGGGCGGCAUAAUCAAGGGACAGGAUCCCCGCGGUGCCUUCAUGGCCGGCCUUCUCCGGGUCCUGGCAACAGAGAACCCGGCCGGACGGUUCGUCUCGAUCAAUGUCGAGGGCCACGGCUUCGAGAGCGCCGAUGACGACCUCACACGCGCAAUCGUCGACAGCGAAGCCUCUUUACAACAAGCCCAGGAAUCUGAUGGGGCAAGCGUGGAUUCCGAAUUCGCGUGGCAGGACGGUUGGCUCGGUGACUAUUCGGACACGAUCAGGACUCCAGCCCACCAAGGAUUCGACAUGCGGCCCUUGGAGUCCCUGGGCGCCCAAAAGCCCGUUCGCGCAGCGUUUGAGACAGCCGGUGUUGUGAACUCUUUGUAUUUCCGUUCCUAUGCCGAGCUCCUGCAGCCCCUGCCGGUUGACCACAUUGAAGUCCAGAUUGCCGCCGCAGGGCUGAACUGGAAGGACGUCUCGGUUGCCUCUGGUCGCGAGGGUUCGACCAGAUACCUCUCAUCCGAAUACGCCGGAACUGUGACCAUGGUCGGGACCAACGUAAUCGGACUAUCCGUUGGUGACCGGGUUUACGGCAUUGGCAAGGGGCACUUUGGAAACUACGAGAGAGUUCCAGCCGCCUUUGCACAACGGCUUCAGCUCACGGAUGACUUGGUCGAGGCUGCCACGAUGCCUAUUGACUAUGCCUCAGCCCUCUAUGCCUUUGACUACGUCACGCGGCUCAGGAAAAGCCAUAGCGUUCUAAUCCAAGCCGCUGCUGAAGGUCUGGGGCUCGCAGCAAUUCAAAUCGCCCGGUCCAAGGGGGCCAACAUCUUUGCCAUUGCCCGCGACGCGGAUGAAGCUUCCUUCCUGGCUGAUACCGCUGGGAUUCAACGCGAUCACAUCAUCUCGUCCUCUGACGGUCCAGAAGCCCUGGUCUACGCUGCCAGAGCGACAAGCAGGGGCGGAUUUGAUGCUGUUCUCAGCAUUCUCAGCGCAGGCGAAGAGGACCGCGAUUCUCUCUACCAUCUCAUCAAGGCCGUCGCACCCAUGGGUCACCUCAUUGACGUAGGCGGCCGCUUGCUCAAUAUGCUCGAGUCCAUGAAGGCAACGGAAAACCUCGAGAUGCUCCGCAACAACAGCAACUUCUCAUCAUUUGACAUCGGUGCCAUUUUGGACAACGAUGCAGAGCUUGGCGCUGAGCUGAUGAAGAAAGUACACUGGCUGUACCAAGCCGGUCAAAUCAGCCCCGUCCAUCCGGUUUCCGUGACCUCCGUCUCGGAGCUCGACCAGACCUUGCUCGCCCUAUCGAAGGGAACGCACGUGGGAAAGACCGUCGUUUCAUUCCAGGGCCCCACCGCAACUAUCAAGCUGCUUAGGGAACCGCAACCGGUGACCUUCGACUCCGAGGCCCUUUACAUCAUCACGGGUGGGUUGGGCGGCCUUGGUCGCAGCAUCAUCCGUUGGAUGGCCGACCGCGGCGCACGCCACUUUGUCACCCUCUCCAGGCGAGGCGCCGCGGCCCGGAGUGUGCCAGCAGCACAGCUACUGAUCGACGACAUGGAAGCCCAAGGUGUCAACCUGGAAACCAUGGGCUGCGACGUGAGCCAACAGGAAGAGGUUAUGCAGACCAUUUCGCUGAUCAAGACCUCCACCGCGCGCCCCAUCAGGGGUGUUGUGCACGCGGUGCUGUCGCUGUCGGAUCUAUCCUUCGACAAGCUAACCAUGGACCAGUUCCGCAGCGGCACGGUAGCCAAGACCCUAGGAUCCAUCAACCUGCACGAAGCCACCCUCUCAGAACCGCUCGCCUUCUUCGUCAUGCUGACCAGCACCGAAACCAUCUGGGCACCACCCACACAAGCAGCCUACAUCGCGGCGGACAACUUCGCGACCUACUUCGCGCGCUUCCGGCGCAGCCAGAACCUCCCCGCAUCCACCGUCUCCUACGGCUUCGUGCACGACCUCGGCUCCGACUACCGCGCGACCUCGCACGGCACCGAGGACAUGUACGCGCGCAACCUGGCCUGCACCAUGACCGAGCACCAGGCCCUCGCCGCACUAGAGCCGGCCUUAGUAAGCUCCUCCUGCUCCAAGGACCAAGACGCCUGGGCGGCCAGCCACCGGUUCGACCCGCUCUCGGCAGCCACCUACUUCACCUGCCUCAGCCCGCUGGAGCUGGCGAGCAAAACGGCGGCCAACGUGCCGCGCUGGCACCGCGACGGGCGGGUGGCGCUGCUCAUGCGGGCUGUUGCCGACGCGCGGCGGCACGCGAGCAGCAGCGCUGCGAAUGAGGGUGGGGAUGGGGGUGAUCAUGGUGAGGGGGGGGUCGUGCGGCAGCGGCGGGCGUUUGACGAGGCGAUCAAGGCUGGGGCGGACGGGCGGGACGCGGCGGUGGUGCUCGUGACGGGGGGAGUGUGCAGUGCGAUUGCGGAGAUGCUGUUUAUUGAUGUUGGGAAUGUCAAUCCGGGGAAGAGCGUGGCUGAGCAUGGCGUGGAUAGUCUGAUUGCGGCCGAACUGCGCAAUUGGUUCUUGCAGGCGCUCAGGGCGGAUAUGAGGAAUUUGCUGGAUUCGACCCUGAGCAUUCGGGCGUUAGCCGAGGGGAUUAUUGACAAGGCGUUGGCCGGGUGAAAAAGGGGCUGCGCUGCGAUUGGAGUUCGGGUUCAUGGUUUCUAGUUUUUGCCCCUUUUUUACCCCCUUUAAGUCAUUCCUUAUAUUCUGUUUGCACCCC